AUGGUCUAUGGACGCAGCAUUGCUGUUGGCAUCUGCUUUAUGACCGUUGUCAUUGUGGUCUCGGGUCUGAUCUAUUUUCUAAGUUUGGGACCUUGCCCCACGGGUAGCUUUGCGUGCAACAAUGACAUACAGUGCGUGCCGCAGCGUCAAAUGUGCGACAAACAUCUCGACUGCGAGGAUGGCAGCGAUGAGAAUCCGGUCGAGUGUGGCAAUCUUUAUGGCAGCAAGGAGCUAGCCGAUAAAAUUGUGCGUAAUGCGAUUGAAAAGAAAAAGCAGCAGCAACAACAACAGCAGCAGAAUCAACGCCUCAUGAUAGUUGCUUCGAAUUCCAGCGCCUGGGAUUCGCCUUCGCUGGCGGGCAGCAGAAAUCAAAGCAUGCCCAUACCCUGUGCUAUCACAACAUAUCCACGACAAUGCCAGUGCGGCGGUGGCACGAUGCUCUACUGUGGCAGAUUUGCCAAGCUACGUCGAUGGCCGCGCAUCAGCGAGGAGGUGACGAAUCUCUUCAUCAUACGCAACAAUGUGACACUGAGAGAAAAUCUAUUUGCCAAUUUGACGCGCCUCCAGAAGCUCACGCUCAAACACAACAACAUAUCACGGCUGCCACCGGGCUGCUUUAGUGGCUUGCCGCAUCUGGAACGCCUCGAGCUGGGCCAUAAUAAUUUUAGCCAAUUGCCGCAUGGCAUACUCAAAGAUCUGCCAGCGCUGCAGUGGCUGUUCCUGGUUAACAAUCAGCUGCGCUCUUUUCCCAUGGACCACUUGGCCGCCAUGCAUAAGCUGGAGUGGCUCGUCCUGAGCCACAAUCGCCUGACCCUGCGGAAUGAGCAGCUGUCCAAGAGUCCGAAGCUUGUCGAAAUCUUCUUGGAUAACAAUCGCAUCGAGUAUAUUGGCGAGAAAACUUUUGCGCAAUUGGAUAAUUUAGAGCUGCUCGAUCUUCAGUACAACCUUAUCACACACAUCCACGUGAAAGCCUUUGCAAAUCUAACUGCCAUUUCAGAUAUCCGGCUCAUUGGCAAUCCCAUUAGGGAAUUAUCUGGCGAAACAUUUCUGUACAACACACACCUGGAGGCGCUCUCCCUGGCGAACAUGCCGCUGCCCAUAGACCGCAAUCUAAUAAAAUCUCUUAACGUAUCCUUUUUGAAUCUAACCGGAAUCGAGUUCGAACGCAUUGACUUUGCGGCACUUAAUGAGAUACGGAAUCUUAAGUACAUAGUCUUCGAUCGUUUCUACUACUGCUCCAUGACGCCGCAUGUGCUGAUGUGCAAGCCCAAAUCGGAUGGGGUUAGCUCGUUAAAGGAUCUGUUGAGCAAGCCCUCGUUGCGCCACUCCACCUGGUUCAUGGCAACGCUCUCCAUAGCUGGCAACCUGAUGGUGCUCUGGGGCCGUUUCAUCUAUCGCGAUGAAAAUGUGGCGGUGACCAUGGUCAUUAGAAAUCUGGCGCUGGCCGAUCUGCUGAUGGGCUUCUAUCUGCUCAUCAUUGGCGUGCAGGACUUUCGCUUCAGGGAUGAGUAUCACAAGGUGGCCCGCGAUUGGAUAAGCUCGUGGCAAUGCAAGGCAAUUGGCACGCUGGCUGUCAGCUCCUCGGAGGUGUCCAUGCUUAUAUUGGCCUUUAUGUCGCUGGAACGUUUUCUGCUUAUUGCGGACCCAUUUCGUGGCCACCGAGCAAUCAGCGUACGCAUCAUUUACUUCUCGCUGCUGUGCAUUUGGGUUACUGGCGUGGGUCUGGCCAUUACGCCCGUGGUCAUCUGGUCGUCCAGCACAACGGACUUCUAUGGCACCCAUUCGGGCACCUGUUUUCCCUUGUUCAUUCAUGAGGCCUAUCCCCUGGGCUGGCAGUACUCGGCCUUUGUGUUUCUGGGCGUCAAUUUGCUGCUGCUGCUUAUGAUUGCCCUCUUGUAUACGGCUCUGUUAAUAUCUAUUUGGCGUACCCGCAGCGCCACGCCCCUUUCGCUGUUGGACUGCGAAUUUGCGGUGCGUUUCUUUUUUAUUGUACUCACAGAUAUGCUGUGCUGGGCACCGAUUAUAGCCAUGAAAAUUUGGGUUUUCUUCAAAUAUAAUAUCUCGGAUGAUAUUUAUGCCUGGCUGGUGGUCUUUAUAUUACCGCUCAACUCUGCAGUCAAUCCGCUGCUUUACACCUUUACCACGCCCAAAUAUCGCAAUCAAAUCCUGUUGCGCGGCUGGAAGAAGAUAACGUCAAGGAAACGCACCGAGACGGGACAUGGUAAUGUAGCCAAUACAACAACGGGCACUGCGACGGGCUCCUCACAGAAUCCGGAAGAAUAUACCACAGCCACAGGCAUAAAGUCUAUGCCAUUGGCAUUGACGCUAAGCCACUGA
Molecule: messenger RNA, 2337 nt
Organism: Drosophila novamexicana
Lineage: Eukaryota; Metazoa; Arthropoda; Insecta; Diptera; Drosophilidae
Gene: Lgr3
Product: relaxin receptor 2
Exons: 9
Coding region: 1-2337 (778 amino acids)
Biological process (GO): G protein-coupled receptor signaling pathway
Cellular component (GO): membrane
Molecular function (GO): protein binding; G protein-coupled receptor activity
Source: RefSeq, a predicted model, not a curated record